GCACCACCGCCAAAAACCAGGCAGAUGUUCAACGCCACAGCGAGCGAUUUUUAACAACAGUGUUUUAAAACUGAAUUAAACUAAUUAAAUGUGUUUUAAGACAAUUAUUUAAGAUGAACUAAGCCCCGCCAAGGUCGCACGCACAACUGGACACCGUAGAGAGGCUCGGAGCGUGCGACAAAAGGGCAAUAAAUGCCCCUAAAACCCGGCGGUCUACGCGCGUUUUUCGCUUGGGCGGCUUAGUUUUUCCCCCCUACCUGGGAAAAGUGCCACAUUUCCAAAAGAAUGGCCACCAGCAACUCUUUAAGGAAUAAAAUAAACAACAGCUAUGAAUCGGAGCCUUCCACGGGAAGCGGGUCUUCGCUCAGUGAAAACAAUGAGGGCCACAUAUCUGACGAGGAGCACUUAAAUCUACCGUAUCUGAUGAAACCAAAACCACUGACCGAGACCCGUACAACACCAAAAAACACUACUCCACCACCUGCCUCUGCCCCAAAGACCGGCAGCCAAGAGUCCCAGUUCAAGGGCUUCGGCGACAGUCCGUAUGGCCAGGUUAACAAGCGUUUGUAUGGCUCCCAGCUGCAGAACCUGAAACUGCCCGAGGUGGAGCCUCCCCCGGCCAACCGUGGUCCCUCACCCGGAAAGAUAGUCUUUCCCCGUUUCUACGACUCGCUGAUCGAGGAGAACAGCUGCAAUGCCGUGGACAUGGCCGUGUCGGUGUCGGUUGAGCUCACAACCACCACGACGACGACGAUAACUACGGGCAGUCUCUCCUUCGAUGGCAAAAUCAAAAGUCUGACUGAGGAGCAGGAGAAACCGGGUACCUCCCGGCUAUCCACCGUGUUGGAAACCUCGCUGAAUACCUCACAGCAAAAGUUCAACAACGAACGCUCGCCCGAUCUCUUUGCCGACAGCGAUGAUGAAGAGGAGAAGGCUGACCCACCCACAAGACUUGAAGAUCUGCCCGAGGCCUUGGAUGAAUCACAAUGCACCAGCGAUGUGCGUGCCCGCGCCACGGAAUCCAGCUUUGUGGAUGAGCAGACACUGGACAUGUCGGCCACCCAGCUAAAUGCCAACGAUACGCGUUCACAGUUCUUGGAGAACUGUCGCCGAGAGCGAGAACUCUAUCGAAGGAUACGACGCUGUUUGCAGGGUGUUAGACCGCCGCCCACAGUGACCAAUCCCGAAAUGGAUGUGAUCAAAACUGUGCUUAGCAUGAAGGAAAAGGUGCUUAACUUUAUGUCGAAGGAGGAUCCAGCCACGAUUGAAGAUGGUGUGACCACCUCCUCCUUGUUUCGGCCCACUCAUAGUCUAUUGGAGGCCCAAAACAUGGGCUGGCGGGAGGUUUUAAGCGUGAGACAACAUGGAUUGAGCUACAACUUAAACAAAGCUGCCGAACAAAAUGAAUACCUCAGCAUGUCUGUGGUGGAUCGUUAUGUGGGAGUGGAGACAGCCACCUCCUACGUGCGUUCCCCCUCGAGUGCCAAGAAGCGAAAUAUGCGAAUGAAAAUGCUCACCCAAUCACCGGGCAAUCGCCUUAGUCACCUGGCCAAGCGCCGUGCCAUAUUUUCAUCGGCAAAUCUGGCCACCAACUCACAGAAGCUAAACAGUUCAAUUGGACCACAAAUAUUGCUAGAAAAGAAAAAAGUGCGAAACAAGCGCAAGGCCACGCCCAAACGCAAGACUCCAGGCAGCAAAAAGAAAGCUCGCAAGACGCCCACUUCAUCCGCCCGCAAACGUCUCUACCGCACCGAUCUCAUCAAACCGGGUCCGGGUCCCUCGAGGGAAACCUCCAAGCGCGCCCUAUUCCAAAGCCCAGCCAAGUCCCUCCAGCAGCAGCUAAUGCCACCCAAGCCUUUGUUUAAACCAGAGAUUGCCAAUCGCGUAGAGCGUUCCAAGAGGGCUCUUUUCUCGCCGGAUCACCAAGGUGGUGGCAGCCAACUGGAGUCAUUGCUGAAGCGAAAACGUAAUGCCUGCGAUGAUGAGGACUCCGCUGAUAUGGCCAGUCAGAGCAGCAAGCUGUUCCGUGCCGAAAGUAGUGGACCCAGCGGCUUGACGCCCCGUGCCCUCAAGAUCAAGAGUCAGAGCUUCUGCAUUGGAGCUGGUUCCUCCACAACAGGUAUGCAGCAGAAGGCGACACAGCAGCAGCUGACGGCAGCGGGAGUCAGUCAAUCGCGACUCAGUCUGGGAUUAAGCGGCAGCAGCAGCAAUUUGGCCAGCAGUGGAACGCCGCUGGCGAAUAAACUGCAACGAGCACAAUCGGAGAUGAGCGCCACGCCGAAUAGUAGCAUGACGGAUAAUCAGAGAAAGAAACUCCUUUGGGCUGUAUCCCAGGCCCUGCAAGAGCGUAAAAUCACAGCCAAGCAUGAGCACUUCCGUCAGCAUGCAGCGGAUCUCACGCGUAUUGUGAAGCGCAUCUUCCAGGAAUUCUACCUAGGACACACAACCAGCAAUAGCGAGACGCUGUUAAGGCUAGCCAAGAAGUUUGCCUUCAGCGUCAUUGCGGGCAAAAAUGCGGACGAUAUUUACCUGCAGGCACGCAGUCAAGAGAGCGAGGCCAAGCGAUUGUCCAGCACCCGGCUCUCUGGCUACAUAGGACCCGAAGAGUUUGCCCAGCGCAAGUUGCUUUUGUCUCAAACUUCCUCCGGUGUGGGUACUUUAGCGGGUUCCACACGCUCGUUACACAACAUCUUUGGCAGUGAAAACUCCAUUGAUUCGUUUGGUUUGAGCCAGCAGACAAGCGCCUGCACGGAUACCCAAUCGAGUUUAGUGAAUCGCAUAGCCGAGGAUUUGUUUUGUAAGGAAAGGCAGCCUAUACGACCGAAUCCCACAUUGCAAAAUAGCUCUUCAAAGAGCAAUCUGGGUGGUCUAGCCUUGCGAGAGAAUGUGGACUGUGAGCUAAGAAGAUCAGCGCAGAAGAAUUUCACGGGCAAGGAUCAAAGGAACAUAAGUCCCUACUAUGGAGGAGGUGGAAAUGGAAGCAACGGCUCGGCCCGAAAGUUCCAAGUGACGCCAGCGAACAGCAACAAUUCGGGAGGAAAGGCCAAGCGACAGAUAUCCUUUGACUGCUAAGAUAAGAGAAAAGGUAAAGGGAAACCCCUCCCUUUACCUAACCUCAUAUUGAAACCGUUUACUUUUUGUUUUCUAUUAUUUUUUUUUAUGGUUGCUUUAGCUUAAUUUAUUUAACUGCCUAGUACUCUCUCUAAACCCAAACCCAAAGGCAGACAACCGUUUAAAAAUAGGUAUUAAAAAAAAUAUAUAUAUAAAAUACAUCUCUUGUAGAUCUUAUAGAUCGCCUGCCUUAGCUACCGACUUGCUCAAAAUUUUAGUUAAAAUUCAACUAAGAUCUAUAUGGGAUUUAUUUUAUGAUGCGCGACUCAAAAACCACAAUGAAUGCAAUAUUUUCCACUGAAGUCUAGACGUAGAAUGUACCAAAAUUUGUGCUUAAAAAUUACAAAUUAACAACUGAAAUCAAGCUGAAAUCGUAAUUAUUUCUAAGAGUGUAAAGUGAAAUUUUAGCAUAAUAAAAGCUUUGUCAAUAGUA
This is a messenger RNA of Drosophila kikkawai, 3544 nucleotides long. RefSeq names its product minus (gene mi). The record is from RefSeq and is a predicted model, not a curated record. Lineage: Eukaryota; Metazoa; Arthropoda; Insecta; Diptera; Drosophilidae.